Molecule: messenger RNA, 1910 nt
Organism: Medioppia subpectinata
Lineage: Eukaryota; Metazoa; Arthropoda; Arachnida; Sarcoptiformes; Oppiidae
Source: the annotation of a GenBank genome assembly
UUUGAUUGAAAACAAUUAAUUUGUAAAACAUUUAUCUCUUCAAAAACAGUCCAGAAUUACCACUGAAUGAGUCCAUCAAUGACUCUAAUUGUGAUGCAAUUGUAUUGAUUUCAUUGAACGCAUCGAAAGAGCAUUUGAGCGGAUCUCUGGCCAAAUACGCGCCACAACUGGAAGCGUAUGUAUCGGCCGAUCAGGCCUUCGAGAAAGUGGGAGGAGUUAUACCGUUGACCAACGGUUCGGCCAAACGUUUGGUGUAUUCACCGGUCGGUCCCAUAAACAGAGACUACGACGACGUCCGCCGAUUCACUGAAGCGGCCGUCAAAGGAGUCCAAAGAGCGUUGAGCGCCGGCGCGAAGAAGCCGUUAGUCGUCUUACCGACCAAUAGUGACCACUUAAAGGCCUAUAGUCUCUAUGAUUUAGCCACUCUUUUGGGCGCCUAUUCUGCUCUUUAUGUGCCUUUAGAGAUCAGAGAAGCGGUUCCCUUGAAGUCCAAAAAAUUGGAUUCAAUUAAUUUCACAAACUUCUCGUCCGAUGGAAGAACUCAAGUGGCGUAUCGUAUGGCGAAUGCCAUCGAAAGCGGACGAUCUGUGGCUCGAGAUAUCGGCGGAUCCGAUCCCGAAAGAAUGGCCGCACCAAAUGUGGCCACUUAUGUGCAGCAGUUGUUCCAGAACUCUGCGGUCAAAGUCAAUAUCAUCAGUGAUGGCAAACAAAUAGAGAAAGACUUUCCCUGUUAUGCUGCUGUGAAUCGAGCGUCCGUUGAGAGACAUCAGGCGAGGGCUAUAUUCUUGAGUUACGAUCCGCCGGAAAAAGUAACCAAAACAUUGAUAUUUGUGGGAAAGGGAGUCACUUACGACACGGGCGGAGCCGACGUAAAGGCCGGCGGACACAUGGCUGGCAUGCAUCGAGACAAGUGCGGUGCGGCGGCUGUGGCCGGACUCUUCCAAACUGUCGCUCAACUUAAGCCCAAAAGCACUCGAGUGUUGGGCGUUAUGGCGAUGGUUCGCAACAGCAUUGGAUCCNGCAUGCAUCGAGACAAGUGCGGUGCGGCGGCUGUGGCCGGACUCUUCCAAACUGUCGCUCAACUUAAGCCCAAAAGCACUCGAGUGUUGGGCGUUAUGGCGAUGGUUCGCAACAGCAUUGGAUCCAAUAGCUAUGUGGCCGACGAGAUCAUCACUUCUCGGGCGGGCGUUCGCGUCCGCAUCGGCAACACCGACGCCGAGGGCCGGAUGGCAAUGGUUGACUUCGUCGCCUACUAUAAGGAACUCAUUCUCAAAGACAAUUACGUCAAUCCGUCCAUCUUUACGAUCGCCACACUGACGGGUCACUGUUGUCUGGCCGUCGGCGACAACUACACCAUCAUUCUGGACAACGGACCCGCGCGUCAGCUCAGAACCGCCGAAACCAUACAAACCGCUGGCCAUGAGAUCGGCGACCCGUUCGAGGUGUCGACCAUUCGUCGCGAGGACUACGAGUUCAAUGUGGGAAAGUCUGAGUACGAGGACAUACUUCAGUGCAAUAACGCGCCGUCUUCUCAAACAGCGAGAGGACAUCAAAUGCCCGCAGCUUUUCUCAUACAAGUGUCCGGUUUAGACAAACACGGCUUGGAUUCCUCGAAACCAAUCCCAUUCUCGCAUAUAGAUAUCGCCGGCUCUUCGGGUCCCUUCCCGGGCAUUCCGUCCGGCGCUCCGAUCGCCGCUUUGACCACAAGAUAUCUGUUGAAAGAGGACUAAAAGAGCGAACAAAUCAAUUAAGAAAUUACACGAUUUUAAUAAUCAAUUAUGAAUUUUGGGAAAUUUGAUAACACAUUUGAUAAAACUAUUCAAAAUCAAUGACAUUAUUAUAAAAAUUAAUGACUAGUAAAGGGAAAUAAAAAACAUUAAAUUGAUUCUUAAACGACAAUGAUUUAAAAA